AUGGCUAAGACACGGAGAUCCAAAAAAGUAGGAUGUCCAAUUGAAAUUUAUGCCAGUGUAGAUGACAAGGGUGAUUGGAUUAUUAGGAGAGUGAUGUUGGACCAUCAGAAUCACCAACCCACACCGAUGAAAUCCAAGGAUGUGCCUGCUUUCAGGAAACGCAAUUUACUGGAUAAAGAGAAAAACUUAGGACAGAGUGGAAAAUCUUCCCUUAAAUUCAAGGGACAUUCAAAAGAGAAUAAGGAAGAGGUGAUGUUGAAUCUAAGUGGUGGUGAUGCCCGAGCAAUGGUUGAUUACUUUAACAAGUUGACAGCUGAUAAUCAGAACUUCUUCCACAUGGAAAGGUACGCGGAACGAGGUGGUCUUCAAGACAUAGUUUGGGUUGAUGCGAGGAGCAGGGCAGCGUUCGAAGAGUUUGGAGAUGUAAUAGUCUUUGAUGCCACGUACUUAACCAAUAAGUACCGUCUUCUGUAUGCAAACUUUUGCGGUGUGAAUCAUCACAUGCAGACGAUACUCUUUGGUUGUGCACUACUUUCUCGCGAGACUGCAGAGACUUACUCGUGGCUGUGUACCACCUGGUUAAACUGCAUAUCAGGCAAAGUUUCUAGUGGGAAAUUAACUAAUCAGGAUCCUGCAAUGAGGAGAGCAUUGAAGGAGACCAUGAAAGAUACAACACAUAGGUGGUGUCUAUGGCAUAUUCUCCAAAAGUUCCCCAAAUACUUGAAUAAGCAUGAGAACUAUGAAGAUUUGAAGGCUGAUCUAGAGAAUGUAAUAUAUGACAGCAGUGAUCCCGUUACUUUUGAAAUGGGUUGGAAUGAUGUUAUUGUUCACUACGCCGUCAAAGAAAAUGCCAAUUACAAAUGGUUGGAAGAUAUGUAUGAUGAGAGGCAUGGCACAAAAUAG
Molecule: messenger RNA, 903 nt
Organism: Spinacia oleracea (spinach)
Lineage: Eukaryota; Viridiplantae; Streptophyta; Magnoliopsida; Caryophyllales; Amaranthaceae
Product: protein FAR1-RELATED SEQUENCE 5-like
Exons: 3
Coding region: 1-903 (300 amino acids)
Source: RefSeq, a predicted model, not a curated record